Molecule: messenger RNA, 360 nt
Organism: Protopolystoma xenopodis
Lineage: Eukaryota; Metazoa; Platyhelminthes; Monogenea; Polystomatidea; Polystomatidae
Source: the annotation of a GenBank genome assembly
AUGCAAAAUUUUACCUUACCGUUUUCACGCCUUCAUAAACUUUUGUUGCCUACUUGUAGCGCCAACCUUAACCGAUCCUCCGGCAUCCGAUUGCAUCGGCAACUUCUGCGCUGGUUUGCCGACACGCCAAACUUAUACCAGUCUCCGCUUUCUUUGCAUGCUCUUGUCGCAGCCAGUGGCCGACCUCCUGGUCAAUGGCACGGGCCUACUAGUGCCUGCCAGGCCUUGAUGAUCGCCAUGGCAAGAGCUGGCAGGUUUGAUGCCCGGUUGGCACAGAUUGAGGUCUACUUUGCUCGUGAUAGGACUAUCUUUCGCCAGGCAAGCAUUGUACAGGCGAAGCGCUACAACAACAAGCUUUAG